Messenger RNA from Kluyveromyces marxianus DMKU3-1042, 1575 nucleotides. RefSeq names its product Arp4p (gene ARP4). The transcript has a single exon. Gene Ontology annotation, biological process: regulation of transcription by RNA polymerase II. The record is from RefSeq and is a predicted model, not a curated record. Lineage: Eukaryota; Fungi; Ascomycota; Saccharomycetes; Saccharomycetales; Saccharomycetaceae. The coding region runs from base 1 to 1575 and encodes 524 amino acids. Gene Ontology annotation, molecular function: chromatin binding. Gene Ontology annotation, cellular component: NuA4 histone acetyltransferase complex; SWI/SNF complex.
AUGUCAAAUCCUGCUUUACAAGUUUAUGGUGGUGAUGAAAUAAACGCUAUAAUAAUUGAUCCAGGUUCUUAUGUGACAAACAUUGGGUAUUCUGGAACAGACUGCCCGCAAACAAUACUUCCUUCCAAGUAUGGUACCUACGAGAUUGAUCCGGAAUCAGAUGAAUCUACUACAAAGACGAUAUUCAACGAGCAACCUCUUUUAUUCCCACGUUCGGGCUUAGAAAUUAAACCUAUUGUAGAGAACAGCGUUAUUGUAGAUUGGGAUCGUGCGCAAGAACAAUGGGAAUACGCUCUAAAAUCGGAAUUGAAGUUUGAUACUAAUAAAGGUACACCAGCAUUGCUUACUGAACCAAUUUGGAACCCUGAGUCCAACAGGAAAAAGUCUUUGGAAGUUUUAUUGGAAGCUAUGGAAUUUGAAGCAUGCUACUUAACAGCAGCUCCAUCUGCAGUCUCGUUUGCUAUGGGAAGGCCUACAUGUUUGGUUGUUGAUAUUGGGCAUGAUGUGACUUCUGUAUCUCCGGUGAUUGAUGGUAUGACCCUCUCCAAACCUUCCACAAGGAAUUUUGUAGCGGGAAAGUACCUCAAUCAUUUAAUAAAAGAGAACUUGAAACCUAGGGAAAUUGUCCCUAUUUUCCAAGUAUUGAAGAAGAAGCCUACUUUUGUGAAAAGAUCCUUGUCUUUUGAUGUCAACGAAUCGAUCAUUGAUUUUGCUAAUGAAAGACAAUUCUUCCAGGAAUUUAAGGAAACUCUAUUACACAUAGCUCCAAAAUCUCUAAAAUCAUUUGCUGAUGAGCUACAAUCACAAUCUAAAAGAUCAUUGGAGGCUCCUUGGGGAGAAGAACUUAUUUAUGAUGCAGAACAAAGAUACUCUUUUGCUGAACAGCUCUUCCAUCCUUUAAAAGAAAGUUUCCCAGAGGGAUGGCCAGUAUCUAAGGAUGGUGUCGUAGAGACAUGGCACAAUGAUUACGUUCCUUUGAAGAGAACGAAACCAGGGACCAGCACAAACACUAAAGAUAAGGAAGGUACAGCAGAGUCAACGCCAGUUCCUGUAGCAACAGAACAAGAAGCAGUGGGCUCUCCUUCCCAAGAACCAAAUGAAAAUGGUAAGCGUCCAAUAGAUCCUAAAGAUGAGAAGGGCGAAAAAGAAAAUCAUAAUGAGUCUAAUAAUGACCAAGAAAAUGGAAAUGAAACUUCUUCAACUCCAGCACCUUCGUCUGAUGGUGUUAAUGGUAAGGAUAAUGACCAUGUUGCAGGUAUUGUUGAUCUAAUUAAUAAGACAAUGAUGGAGGCUGAUGUUGACUUGAGAGCGACAUUGGCGCACAAUGUUGUUCUUACUGGUGGUACUUCUAAGAUUCCAGGUUUAUCAGACAGAAUAAUGUAUGAAUUAAACAAGUCACUUCCGGCAUUAAAGUUUAGGAUGCUUUCUUCAGGCCAUCUAAGAGAGAGACAGUAUCAAGCUUGGUUAGGUGGGAGUAUUUUAGCUAGUCUAGGAACUUUUCAUCAGUUAUGGGUAGGUAAGCAAGAAUAUGAAGAGGUGGGCGCGGAUAGGUUACUCAAGGAUAGAUUUAGGUAG